Messenger RNA from Caretta caretta (loggerhead turtle), 5235 nucleotides. RefSeq names its product MARVEL domain containing 3 (gene MARVELD3). The record is from RefSeq and is a predicted model, not a curated record. Lineage: Eukaryota; Metazoa; Chordata; Testudines; Cheloniidae. Gene Ontology annotation, cellular component: membrane.
CGCCCCGGCGGGGGCCGAGUCUCCCGCCGCCCGGCCCGAGAUGGCGGAGCGCGAGCGCAGGAGCCGCCGGCAGCCGGGCGGGGCGCGCGCGGUGAGCGGCCCCCCCAGGGGCCCCCGGCCCGGCCGUGAGGAGCACCCUCCUGUGUUGCCAUCCCCGAAACGUGGAACCAGCUGCGAGAGGCCGGAGUGCUACCAGGCGGAGCCGUCAGGCCUGCUGGAGUGUUACCAGUGCCGCUACCUCUGCACAGCCAGAGCUUGCUGCCAGCUGGUGGAAGUUCUGCUGACCAUGCUGAUCCUGAUCUGCAGCUCUGUGUCCUACAGCUCAACAGGCGGUUACACCGGCAUUCCCAACUUGGGGGGCAUUUACUACUACCAGUAUGGAGGGGCUUAUAGUGGCUUUGAUGGGGCAGAGGGGGAAAAAGCCCAGCAACUUGACACCCAGUUCUACCAAUUAAAGCUGCCGACAGCAAGAGCAGCAAUGGCUGUGGGAGGGGCCCUGAUGGCCUUCUCUUGCCUUCUGGUUUUGGUUGGUGUGCUGCGGCUGCCAUGGCAUUUCCCAGCCUGGCUGCUGCUCGAAUGCACCCUGGACAUAUUGAUUGCACUUGGCUUCCUGCCUGCUCUGUACUUCUACUUCCACCUUCUGUUGGAUGCCUACGAUUCUCCAGUGUGCAAAGAGAGAGAGAAUCUCUACCAAAGCAAAGGCUACCAAGGAUUCAGCUGCAGUGUGCAUGGGGCAGAGAUAGCAGCUGGGCUCUUUAGCUGCAUUGCCAUUGUGGUGUUCUUGGUCAGUGCUGGCCUUGCUGUCAGGGGAUACAAAACAGCUCAUCAGCUGAGAGAGAAGCCAGUGGAAGUGUAUGAGUUUUAGGGUGGCUUGUUCAUAGCCAAGCCGUCCUACCACCUCAUCUCUCUCUGUGGCUGCCAGCCUGGACGCCAAGAAGGGGCAGCCCCCUCUUCCCUGCCUCAGGACGUUGCAUCUGCACUGCUACAAUCAGAAUACAGGACCAUGGCCACAACAAGCACCCCUACCAUGAGGGAACAGCUCCAGCUAGAGCCAAGCUUCUCUUAACCAGCCCUCACAUUUAAAUCUUGUGAAUGUGAGUGGAACAGAUGCAUUCUUAGUUCCAUAAUCCACAUCUGCUCCUUGGCUCUGCCUCUGUUAGCAGUGACUAGCUUACUGCUUGUGCUGAGCUCAGUAUCUUGGGAGUAGAGGGACCCCUCCAUCUCCUGAUCUGCUCAAGCAAGAUGUCCCAGCUCUCUCAUUGGCCAUAGUCCCGUUCCUCCCAUACAAGGUAGAGCUACCAGCGCUUGGCAAGAUACCUUGUUCAUUAGCUAAGACUGAGCUUUUCACUUGACCUUAAUCACAACGGGACGUCGUCUCUCCUCCCAUUGCUGCAUGUUUGAACAACUUUGAUUCCCAGCUGCUUGCUACAGGAGUGCAGGGAGCAGGAGAGAAUGACAUAGGAAGAGAGCCCAGGUUCGGCCACUAAACCCUGCCACUAGCUCUCCUCUGAGCCUGUGCUUCCUCACGUUUCAGGGUGUCACCUUUAAACCAUGGUUCUUAUUUUUUUUAAAUGUAAUUGAUCGUAUAAGAAAAUGAUUCUACAAACCCAAUCAUUAGCGGAAGGGUGAGUGAGGACAAACACCAACCAUUGUUCCCAUAAAGCAGGGGUUCUUAAACUGGGGGUUGGGACCCCUCAGAGGGUCCUGAGGUUAUUACAUGGGGGGUCACGAGCUGUCAGCCUCCACCCCAAACCCCACUUUGCAUCCAGCAUUUAUAAUGGUGUUUAAUAUAUAAAAAAGUGUUUUUUAAUUUAUAAGGGGGUCGCACUCAAAGGCUUGCUGUGUGAAAGGGGUCACCAGUACAAAAGUUUGAGAACCACUGCCAUAAAGCAAAGUGACGUCACUCAGGCAGUAGAAGCUUCACAGCUUGUCUGGAGUGUGACCCUAAUGAUUAGCUGAGCGCUGCAUGCCUGUGUGGAGCCUAGCAGAGCAGGAGCAGCAGCGGGGGAAGGGGUUUACAUGUUCAUUAGCACCUAGGAUUGAGCCUGUAACCAACCCAUGGGGAAAUGGGAUGAAGGCCUGGGAAUGUAAUGGAUCACAGUGGCAACAAGAGAAGACCAUCCUAUUAAAUACAGUUUCUAUAACUCAUCCCACUAUGGUAGGACACUGUCCCCACCACCUUCACCACUUAGCUGAAUGGCCAAAGUGAAGGUGCUCCAGGGCUCCCUACAGAUUUGAACCUCAAGAGUGACAAUGGCUAGGGCUGCCAAUCCUCCAGGAGUAUCCUGGAGUCUCCAGGAAUUAAAGAUUAAUUUUUAAUUAAAGAUUGUCAUGUGAGAGAACCUCAAGGACUACAUCCACCCAAAAUCGGCAUCCCUAACAAUGGCUGCUUCAGCCCCAGGGGAAUGCUGAGGCACUGUGUCGGCGGUGUUGCUUUUGGUUCCUGGUAUGGGGAGUAUGGUGCUCAGCUGAAGGGCUGGCAGCCCGGAGAUAGAUGGAGCAGGCCCUCUUGUGGGAAUGGCUGGAGCCUGGCAGUAUUUGAUGGCAAAAGGCACAUAUCCCCCCCCCCCACCCCCUUUUUCCCUUCUGCUACAUGUGGAGAGUUGGCCAGCUGGCUUGGCAGGUGGCCACAUCCUUUGGGUGAGAGGGGCAGGAAGACCCAUUUCUGGUGUAAGCUAGUGCUGUUGCUUUUUUCCUCCCCUUGUCUCUGCUUUUCCCCUGCACUGUUUCGCCAGUGUGGAAGGCAGUUUGUGCUGUUUCUCUCCCUGUAAUAGAGGCCCAACACAACUCAAGGGAACAAGAAAUAGCCAUGUCCUUGUCUGAGCAGAGCUCAGGGUGGACAGGCAUUUACCUAAAUUCUGUAGAGCAUGUGUUCUCAUGCUGGAGGGCAUAACACCCCCUGGCCUUUGUUUAUGGCUAGAUGGGAGUAUCUUGAAGCUUUUUUUUUUUUUUUUGGUUUAUAACAUGAGCUCACAGUCUCCAGCUGAUUGAGAGCCCUGCUGGAGCUGGGCCAAGCACUAGAAAAGACUCGGCACUGGCUCCCCAGGUGCUAGCUGAGCUAAGCUCAGACUUUUUGGCCCGUCUGCCUCUGCUACAAACUGAGUCAGCUAACUAGGGUCGGGCACUCCAGAGUGGUGGGCGGACAGGUCAGGCCUGGCUGAAGUGAAGGGGAGGCAUGCCCCACAGCAUUGUGUAUUUCACUGAGUUGCUCCUCUUCUCCCAGGUGUGGUGCAGUUAAUCCAGGGGUUACUGAAUGCUCUGGCUCUUGUGUGUGCUCACUUCCUAUUUUGUUCUUUAUGGAUUCAGUGCUGGCUUUACAGAUGGUGGCUUCAAUGAUAAGUGCUACUGACCCUUCAAGGGCCAAGCACUGGUGCAAAUCCAGCAGCUGGAUCAGCAGUUCACCAUCCUCAGAGCUCUUCUUAUAUAGAGCGGCUUGACUUUCUUGUUGGAGAGCUGAGUACUAGCACUGGGCUUCCUUGUUGGAAGGUCCAUGCCUCUGCAGGUUCUCUCGCUAGGAAGUGGCUGCUUCUGGAAGCCACGUGCAGGCUCCUGGCAUGUUUGGCCUAUGGCACAGUGGUAGGCAUCUAGCUACACACAGCCCUACAAAGUAAUGGCAAAGAUCUUUGCAAAGGGAGAGGCUAUAUUGAUUAAAUGGACUGUGAGCUAGCAGGCACUGCUGGGGAGGCAGCCACUGUUGGGAGACUCCUAGACAUGUUAUGAAAUUAGCAUGGUUCUCACUCCACAAUGUGAUAGAAAAAUGAACUUUCAUCAGGAUCUUCCAGAGCUCAGUGGUGCAGCUAGUGAAGCAGUUGAGUAUUCUUGGCACUGCUGGCCUCCUCAUAGUGAGGCAGAGCCAGGGUAACAAGCAGUCUUAGCCACUAGCAGUGGCACCUGCAGGCCAACUCUUUCUCUAGGUAUAAAAUUUCUAAGCAAAAUGUUCUGGAUAAGAGCGUGUUUUUCACUGACUUUUAUUCUUUCAUUCACAGGCUGCCAAAGUUAGUCUCUUUUUGAUAUAAUGCAGGGAAGAACUAGAUGAUAAAAUAUUAGAGACCAAUGAGAGUCCCAUAAAGUAAUUGGCCUGAUGUAUAACCUGGACUCUCACCAAAUCUGUCUGAAGCAGCACUAAUCCAAGCUUGCUCAGUCCUUUGAUUCCCUUAGAAAAGCCAGAUAGGUGCUGCAGGCAGUGAAUCACUACGAAUUCCAGCUAAUGGUGUCAAGGGACUGUGGUGCACAGAGCUCUAAACAGCAUCUGUCCAGAAUAAGGGUCCUGUGGUGCUUUUCCAGAACUGUUAACAGUACUUGCCUGUUUUGAACCCCAGUGGGAAGGUACAUUCCCCCUUGGUAAAGUCUCCCUAUAGUUUCAGCUGAAGAAAGAUAUUAUCAAUUUCAAAUUAUCUAGCUCCAGACACAUGGUGCGCAUGCAUAAGCCCCUCAGUGAUAUAUAACAGGGACCAUCACUUGAAGAAAAAUAAGUUUAUACGAAGCAAGAGUACUACUAUAACAUUCUGUGCCAGAUCACCAGCUGUCAUUCUGCUGCCCCUUUUACAAAGAGUUACUUUUUCUUAUAGCACAGAGCCGUUCUGCUAGGACUGUAUUGUGCAGAAGACUCCAUUAGGAGAGUUGACCUAUAAAUGAAUUCCUUCUAAUCAGUGCAGAGCUUGUAUUAACCCUUUGAGCCAGGCAUUUAUAUUACCAUGAUAGAGAAGCCAUGCCAGAGACAAGUUUGUUUCCAUUUUAAGACCAAUGUGUGAUAUAAAUCUCUCUUCUGUCCCUGAGUAAAUUUAGGCUGGAAAUUAGGUUUCCAAUCAUCAGAGAUGGGAGAUUCUGGAAAAGCCUUGCAAUAGGAGCAGUGAGAGCAUAAAGGAUUUUAAGAUAGAACUUGAUACAUUUACAAAUAGGAUUAUAUGGGGGGGGGGGGUUCUGCGGUAGCAGGGGCCUGCACUCAGUGAGCCAGGGGGUCCCCUCCACUCCUAUGCUCUGUUUGUUUCAUACUCUCUGCGGGGUUGGCAGGGGCACCUUUCUGUAUAAAAUGUGUCUGGUCUUGGUGUAGUCAGCAAAGUUAAUCAGCGUAGAUUGAGCAAGAUAUGAGACUUUGGAAAACAGAGUACAGCUAUGAAAAUUCUGCUGUCAGAUCUCACAAUAAAGCUUCCACGCUUUACAGUAAAGAUAUUAAAUGCUGAGCUCUUCCUUGUAUUCUUUAUAAACAAUUAAAGGUGAACUUUACUCUUUUAAAAA